Molecule: messenger RNA, 4151 nt
Organism: Bactrocera dorsalis (oriental fruit fly)
Lineage: Eukaryota; Metazoa; Arthropoda; Insecta; Diptera; Tephritidae
Product: unc-112-related protein
Exons: 2
Coding region: 686-2824 (712 amino acids)
Biological process (GO): cell-matrix adhesion; integrin-mediated signaling pathway
Cellular component (GO): cell-substrate junction
Molecular function (GO): integrin binding
Source: RefSeq, a predicted model, not a curated record
CUAAAAAUAGAUGCCAAAUAUCAUAUGAGAGAAGUGAAAUCUCCGAGAGAAAUUUUAAUAAAUUGUUAAAAAAUUAUAGUGUUCCUUCAUUCAAUGUGUAAUGGAAAGAGUUCUAGUUUGUGGUUAUUGCGAUCAUAUUGCGAUUAGUUUAUUGCUUUCUCACAUUGAAUUCGUUUAAUAUAUGUAAUGAGUGAGCUCCACCUUGUUUGUUUCUAACGCAAUUACAUUAUUCAUUCGUCUUGUUGGAUCGGAAUAUCUGAGAUGGUUUUUUAAUUAACGAAACGGAGAACUUCUGUACAUACAUACAUAUAUCCAUAAGUGAACAAAUAGCUCUUAUUUUUUUGAAACCCUAAAAGGUAUUCACAGAAAACACUGUUUUAAAGAAGUUGGUGUAUUUAGAAAUAUAGAAAUCAUUUGACAAAAACGUUAAAAGUGAACACACUCUUGGUAUAUUACUUGUGUAUAAACCAUAUAUAUUGUACCAUUUUAAUAAGCAGUAUUGUCGACUGAACAUCUGCUACACCAAAAGAUAAGCAGUUCGCUUGAAUCGCAAAUAUUUAAACACGGAGGCGAAAUAUGUGCAUGUAUUAGCACAGAUUUUUAAUUCUGCUGCAAAAGAGCGAGCACAAUUUGCUGAAUCGUAUCAAAUCCAUUUAAAUACAAGGGUGCAAAAUUUAUAAGCAGAAUGAUUCACGUUGGCGAGAAUUCUUGGAAUCUUCGGAUUUUUAUCACAGACUUGCGAAUUGAAAAAACUUUACGAGUACGGGGCGAUCAGCAUAUUGGUGGUAUUAUGCUGCAAUUAGUUGAGCCCGAAAAUCCAAAGGAUUGGUCAGACCAUGCCCUCUGGUGGCCUGCAAAAAAUGUAUGGUUGACAAGAACUCGAUCAACAUUAGAUCAAGUAGGUGUACAAGCGGAUUGCGUACUCCAUUUUACCCCAAUGCACAAAACUCUCCGAGUGCAAUUACCGGAUCUACGAUACUUGGAUUGUAGAGUGGAUUUUUCUACUAAGACAUUUGCGUCAAUAGUAAAUUUGUGUAAAGGGCUUGAUAUUCGAUAUCCUGAAGAAUUAUCCUUCUGUAAGCCUAUUGAACCCGAUCAUCUUAAAAAAAAUUUUUCGAAAUUACCUCAAAAGGCAAUACCUGUAGCAGACUCUGAUGGAACAACGUUUAUCCAACCAGCUGCAGACACAAAUUCUUUUAUUCCCAUCAAUUCAACAUACAAUGGAAGCAAUGGAAGUUUGGAUAAACAACAAAAUGAAAAUUUUUUGUGUGCUCCCGUAUCCCCGUAUGCUUCAACACCUCGACGAGGCCCAAGUGGAACUGCUCCAAGUACUCCAAUCAGCUCUCCAACAGGAACUUGGAAGCAAAGUAACAAUGGUUACACAACUAUUGAUUCAUCUUCUAGUCUUGGUGACAUUCAAGAGAAUUUGGCAUGCUCACCCAGAUCUCCAAGCCCAGAUGUACGCGCAAGGCUUUUACGCCCACGGACUUUAAUAGAAAAAGCACGAAUGAAUGUUGGAUGGUUAGAUUCUUCUCUCUCAAUAAUGGAACAGGGUAUUCGCGAAUAUGAGACCUUAUGUUUACGUUUUAAGUAUUAUACAUUUUUCGACAUCAACCCGAAAUACGAUCAAGUGCGAAUAAAUCAAUUAUAUGAACAAGCCAAAUGGUCGAUUUUAAAUGAAGAAAUUGAAUGUACUGAAGAGGAGUCACUAAUGUUUGCAGCUCUUCAGUUUCAAAUAAAUUUCCAAGCGGAUUCACAUUCGUCUAAAUUAGAUGUCGUAGAUUCAGGCAAUGGAGAGAAUGGAACAUACGAUGACAUUGAUUCCGCACUUAAUGAACUGCAAAUUACAUUAGAAGGCCCGAAUGCUACUACAGAAGUUAACAACAUUACAAAAAUUCCAGAAUUAUCAGACUACUUGAAAUUCCUGAAACCUCGUAAAUUUACACUAAAAGGUUAUAAAAGAUAUUUUUUUGCAUAUCGAGAUCUUCAUCUUCAUUUGUAUAAAACGGCUGAUGACUCUCGCCGCAGUGCUCCGGAGUUGACUAUAAACUUGCGUGGAUGUGAAGUAACUCCCGAUGUAAAUUUGGCUCAAGGAAAAUUUUCCAUUAAAUUAGAAGUGUCGCCAGAAGGUCAUACCGGUCCAAAUAGCGAAGUGUGGAUACGCUGUGACACAGAAGAACAGUAUGCAAGAUGGAUGGCCGCUUGUCGGUUAGCAUCAAAAGGUCGUUCUCUUGCUGAUAGUUCAUAUGAAAGUGAAGUGGCAAGCAUUCGAUCAUUUCUAAGUAUGCAGAAACCAGUACAGGGAAUUGCUGUUAAUGUUGACCCACGAAGCAUUGAUGCAAAUGACUAUUUAUCUCCGAGAAUGUUGCGCAAAGCAUCUGGAAAAGCAGGUCAACGGAUUUUAGAAGCUCAUGCAAAUGUACGAAAGCUGUCGUUAAUAGAAGCAAAGCUUAAAUACAUAGAGGCCUGGCAAUCCUUGCCUGAUUUCGGAGUUACAUUGUUUGUUAUUAAAUUUGAUGGACACAAAAAGGAAGAACUUCUUGGGGUUGCACAUAAUAGAAUCAUGCGGAUGGACCUCAACACUGGUGAUCAUAUUAAAACAUGGCGCUACAACACAAUGAAAGCCUGGAAUGUGAACUGGGGUAUUAAAUGUAUGAUGAUCCAAUUUCAUGAUGAAACCGUUGUAUUCUCAUGUCAGUCAGCCGAUUGCAAAGUUGUCCACGAAUUUAUUGGUGGAUAUAUAUUUAUGUCAAUGCGGUCGAAAGAAAAUAACCAAACUUUAAAUGAAGAACUUUUCCAUAAACUAACCGGGGGAUGGGCAUAAAAUAAAUAUGCAGUCUUCGUCCAGUAUUUCGUAUGCUUGAUACUCAUACAUAACAAAAAUUUCAUAGUCCAUUAAAAAGGGACUCUAAAUACUUAUUCAUUAUAUUACGGUUGUUUUUUAAUGCCAUGCAAAACAUAUUUUAAUGGAAUAAUUUAUAAAAUAUAAUUUAAUUUUUAACAAGUAAGUGGUCAAUAAAUUACAAAUUUUUAAAAAGAAAUUAUUAUAUUCAUACAUACGUAUGUAUGGUCAAUAAUUUUAAUAUCUACAUACGUACGUAUGUAUGUACAAUACAUAUGUAUAACCAUGAUAUCAUUUCAUUCGUUAUACUGGAUUGAACUGCAUUUAAUCAAGAAAAGCCUGUCUGAAACGUUCAAAAUUAUUAGAAAGUAAGACAUUAAGCCAAACUAAAUACACUAGAUAUUUUUAAUGUUCUUUCUGAUGUACCUUAAAUUUAUUUCUGAUAUAAAGGUAUUAUCCAUUUUUAUAACGAUACUAUUAACGUUUUUACCAGUUCUAACAAAUUAUACUAUUCUGCAAAAUGUGUAAAGAAAAGUAUGUAUUUAUAUAUUUUUCUAAUUAUCUACAAAAAAGUAUAUAAACUGUUAAAUGUACUAAAUAUUUUUAAGUUUUAUUCUAAUUAACAAUUCUAUUAUUAACACUACGGUGCCUUAUUCUCCAGUAGCCUAACGUCAGAUAUUACAACUUAUUUCUUAAUAGAAGGCUACUGCUAACCAAUCUCCCAUACAAAUAAUAUUAAAAUUUACUAUAUAUAAAAGUUUCUUUUAUAUAUGCAAUUACGUUGUGUCCAAAUAACGGAACUGAAAUAUUUCUUUGCCGAAUUAUGCAGUCGUUUUGAAGUGUUUAGCUAGAAAAUAGUAAAUGUAAGUAAUUGGUUAUAAACAUGACCGUCUGGCCGAACUUUUAUAUAUUAACUCCAAAUUCAGACUAAAAUAUACAAUAAAUGUUAUUAAAGAAAAUUGACGUCCAAUAACAAACAAAAAUCCAACCUAUAGGAAUUCAGUUCAUAAAUCUAAUUAACAGUACAGCUAUCUAUUUGGGAACAAAAUAAUAUAGCGUGGUAUAUAGUUAAAAUACAAAACAAUAGCUUAAUAAUAAACAUUAAUAUGCUUUGGACUUUAACGUAAAAAUAGCGACAAUAAAAAUACUUUUACAGUUUUUACUGCUGGAUGUUUAGAGAAAAAUGUUUGAAUCUGAAUAAAUAUUAAACAUUACAAACAAAUACCAAGUAAAAAUAAGUUAUGUACUAUUUAUGUUUAUUUAAUACCAAUUUGUGCAUUAACAAAUAAAUAAUUAUAAAAUCAUAUAA